Micropterus salmoides (largemouth bass) is the source of this 5867-nucleotide messenger RNA. RefSeq names its product LIM and calponin homology domains-containing protein 1-like. Gene Ontology annotation, cellular component: stress fiber. The transcript has 27 exons. NCBI's taxonomy places the organism in Eukaryota, Metazoa, Chordata, Actinopteri, Centrarchiformes, Centrarchidae. The record is from RefSeq and is a predicted model, not a curated record. Gene Ontology annotation, molecular function: myosin II head/neck binding. Gene Ontology annotation, biological process: positive regulation of stress fiber assembly; regulation of focal adhesion assembly. Bases 202 to 3915 code for a protein of 1237 amino acids.
AACAGGAGCGAUACCGUAGAGCAGGAACUGGUUCGUUCGCCUCGCCGGUGCUGCUGCUGCUACUGCAACACCUACAACCGACGGAGGAGAACGGGCUGACUGACAGGGUUCCCGACUAAUUUUGGUGGAAUAACGCUGUACUGAGCUGCUUUUACACAUUUUUACAGGCUUUAAUAGUUGGAGAGAAGAGCCUCUUCGCCAAUGGCAAGUCCGGUUGCAGACAUAGAACCGUCUCAUCAGCAUCACCCUGUGACCGAGUCGGCCGCAGACUCCGCAUUUCAGGAGGCGCAGAAAUGGAUAGAGGCUGUGACAGGAAGAUGCUUUGGUGACAAGGAUUUCAGAGGAGGUUUAGAGAAUGGGAUACUGCUAUGCGAGUUGCUGAGCUCUAUUAAACCCGGCCUGGUGAAGAAAAUUAACAGACUUCCAACACCCAUAGCUGGCCUGGACAACCUCAGUGUGUUUCUGCGCGGCUGUGAAGAGUUGGGACUGAAAGGCUCCCAGCUGUUUGACCCUGGAGACCUGCAGGACACGUCCACUCGCCCUACCGCUAAGGGAAGUGACUGCAGCCGAAAGCUCAAGAAUGUUCUAAUUACCAUCUACUGGUUGGGUCGUGCUGCCAACGGCUGUACCUCCUACAACGGGCCCACACUGGACCUGAAAGAGUUUGAGGGCCUGCUGUCACAGAUGCGAAAGGAGGCAGAGGAGGCAGAGAGCCCUAAACGCAGCAUUCGGGACAGUGGCUACAUUGACUGCUGGGACUCUGAGCGCAGUGACUCUCUCUCCCCGCCACGCCACGGCCGUGAGGACUCGUUCGACAGUCUGGACUCCUUCGGUUCACGCUCACGACAGACCCCGUCGCCGGACAUCCUGGUCGCCCGUGGCAGCAGCGAUGGCCGCGGCAGUGACUCAGAGUCCGACGGUCCCCCCCACAGGAAGAUGCCAGAUGUCCGUAAGGAUGACAUGUCCGCACGGCGGACGUCAGUCAGCGAGCCACGUACCGCGAUGCCCUUCAACCAGUACCUGCCCAACAAGACCAACCAGAGUGGAUAUUUGCCCACGCCACUCCGCAAGAAGAAGAAUGAUAAAGAAGAUGGAGGACGCAAGAGUUGGAGUACUGCCACUUCCCCUAUAGGUGGAGACAGACCUUUCAGUACUCCUGCUCGCUCGUGCUCAGAGGAACUCUUCCACGGUUCGACAACUCUAGCCGCAAACGCUAUGGCAUCUCCCUUAGUUGCAACAAGCCACGUCAUCUCAUCUGGGAAACAUCCACCUGUGGCAGAGCAGGAGGAGACAACCGUGAGGAAGGGAGUCGGCGGUGCCCUGUUAGUUACAGAUGCAGAGCGAGAUGAGAAGCGGACCCGCCAAACGUCUCCCAAACAUGUCACCACACAUAGUCCCUCCCACUUCCUUCCAGCAUCCACUGCCAUGGCAACUGCUACAACAGCAAAAACCGAUACAGGCCGACGGAAGGGAAGGGCACGGAGUGAAAGUGAGGACCCACAAGGAGGGACAUCUUGGUUGGACAGCAAUCUUCCAUCAAUAUUCAGCCGCACUCAUAGUGUGUCAGAUGACUCACAGAGUAUGAGUAUGAUUGACAUGCGAGGUGAGGAAGAUGCCAUCUUGCAGCCCCACAGUCAGGUGCGUCAUGAACUGAUGCACAACCAGUACAACAAGAUGAAGGAAGAGGAUGAUCACUGGCAGGAUGACCUGGCCCGAUGGAAAAAUCGGAGGAGGAGUAUUUCCCAGGACCUAAUCAAGAAGGAGGAGGAGAGGAAGAUGAUGGAGCGGUUGAUGUCAGGAGGCACCUGUCCCUCAGAGAGGAGGAGAAGCAUCAAGACUUACAGAGAGAUAGUGGAAGAGAAGGAGCGCCGUGAGGAGGAGCUGCGGGAUGCAUACAGGAGAGCCAGAACCCCAGAGGAGGCAUCCUCUAUCCUCCAACGUUACGCCCAGCGUUUCUCCAUAAGUGAAACAGUCCUGGAACGCCUACAGCUACCAAAGAUCCUGGACCGCAGCAUAUCUGCUGAUCCCUCCUUUCCCUGCUCACCCUUCCCUCUCUCCCUUUCCCUGUCCGCCUCCCCAACAACCCCAGACCCCUUUGACAUGGACCCCAACGGGCCCAUGAGGUAUCUGCGCCAGCAGUCCGCCCCAGCCCCGAAGUUUACGUCUACAUUGGAGGCGCGAAUUGAGGAGCUUCCCAAAGACUCCUCACACCAGCGACCUCAGAUUCGCUCUCGCUCAUCUGAGCCUCCAUCUACGCGAGGCCUGUCGCCCAAACCGGUGCCUUUGCUGACGCCCAAGCCUUACUUCCAGUCACGACCUACAGCUGCUGAACCAUGGCCCAGCAAGGCGGAUGGUUUGCUCCGAGUCAAUGGUGACAUAGGGAGCGUCGACGUUCCCACCACGCCUGAGACUCAAGGAAGGGAAUCUCCUCCUCAUUUCCAGGCAUCUCCUUCCCAAACCAGCAACAGCACUGUAGAUGCUCCCUCGUCUGCAGCCUCACCAACACACGCCUCAACCAGAGGAAAAAUCCCAGUGUCAACAAAGACCAAGGAGGCACAAGGUGGCACAGAAUCACCUUCUAAGGAUGUCAAAGAAGAGAAGAUCAUUGAGCAUUCUACACCACCCAGCCGGCCCACCUCGCUUCCAUCGGAGCUCCAGAAGCCAGAAGAAAGCUUUGGGAAGACUGAAAACAAGUCAGUAGCUUCUCCAGAGGAAGAGAAAUCAAAUGCUGCAGCUCAACAAACGCCACCUGCAGAAGCCAAACAAGAAAAAACUGAACUAUCUGGUCAAAACAUCUCCAGCCUUGUCCAGUCAGGGGUAAGCACACAGCAGAGUCAGGCUGUAACUUUACAGGCAAGUAUUCCCAGUUCUCAGGAGCCAUCACAGAUAGGAGAUAAUGUACCAAGCUUAGCUGCACCAGGAACAUCUGGAUGUCACACAUCAAAGGAAACAACAGCAGAGUUUGCAAACAGUGUCAGGUCUCCGCUGGCAACCAGCAACCCUAAGUUACGCUGGGACUUCUUCGCUCCGCCAGAGGAGACGGAGAAGGAUUGCCGUGGAAAGGAGAAGUACCGGCGCGAGCAGGAGAAGCUGAAGGAAGAGUGGGAGAAAGCGCAGAGGGAGGUGGCAGAGGAGGAGAAGAAGUACCACGAGGAGGAGCGUAGGAUACUGGAGGAAACUGUGACGCCUCUGACUCCCCGCUCCUCAGCCCUGCCCUCCCCCAGCCGAGGCGAGCUCUCCUCCACUUCGGAGCCCCAGGACACCAUCGUUCGUUCGCUGGCUGACUGGGAACGCAAGCAGGAACUGCUGGAGAGGCAGUCGGCACAGAGGGCCAGCACAGAGAGUGUGGAAUGGAAACGGAGAGAAAACGACAGGACCAGUGACAUCAGCACAGCUGAUGACAGCAUGAAAACAGGCAAAAGCUUGGUGAGUCAGAGCAGCAGUCAGACAGAGACACCCGGUCAAAGUCUGCAGAAUGGCCAAAAACCUCCCCUAAUGCCGACCAAAACCUCGACUCCAGUGAAGAAACAAGAGCCUACAGCAGACAGCAACAAGCCCAGCCGGCCUGCAGGAGACAGGAGGAGUGGUCUAAUUGAUAAUAACGUGGGCCGCAGCUCAUCAAACCCCCCCACAGCAUGUCCACCACCUCCAGACACACUGCCUCCAGCACCCAACAGGUCUGUCAGCGGGAAGAAGCUGUGCUCCAGCUGUGGGCAGCCGUUAGGAAAGGGGGCGGCCAUGAUCAUAGAGACCCUCAGUCUCUACUUCCACAUUCAAUGCUUUAAGUGUGGGGUGUGUAAGGGACAGUUAGGCGACACGACCACGGGGACAGACGUCCGGAUCAGAAAUGGCCUCCUCAACUGCCACCAGUGCUACAUCCGCUCCCGCUCGGCUGGACAGCCAACCACGUUGUGAUGCUCAACAGAAAAGCACAAGGUUCAUGGAAGAAACCCCGUCCCUGUUUUAACCCAGUUAUCUGCAAAUCAUGUCCUUCACAGUGUGUCGGGAUCUUUGCAUCCGCUGCCGUUCAAUAACAAAUGAAGAUUCAUCAUGGGGGCCAAACAGGGAUCUGGGGGACAGUCAAACAUUUAAAAUAUAUAUAUAUAUAUAUAUAUAUAUUCUUCAUGUGUAUGUCAUUUGAUAUGUGGGUGAAAUCUGGAUUUGAUUGGUUCACGUACCACCACAGACUCUGUUUCAUCAUGCAGCAAGAGAGACUGUUCUGGGGUGGCGGCCAUGUUGAAAAGAAAACACAAUAACAUUUACAGACGCUUCAAACUGGUUGGAAAAAAUGUGAAUAUUUACCAUUAAAUUCCAUAUAAUGGAAAUGCAGUAUAUUACAUAGUUAAUGAAUCUUUUUUUUUAUCAUUUAAGAAAGGUUUUCUUAAUUUGGAGUGAUACAAUGCAAAAACUGGAGAGAAAACUGAAUAUGUGGUCGGCAGCUCAGAUUGGAUUUUGUAAUUUCUCUUAACAGGCUGGAUCUGAAAAGCAUUAAUAAUUUUAUGCCCCUUUAAUGAAGUACUAGAUAAAAACAAAAGAUAAACAUCAUUUAGAUAUUGCUAUAAAAGUCAUUAUAAACUAUUUAGAUCCACAGACACUAUAUAUACAGUAAAUCAGUUUUUUUUUUAUCAUUUGGCCUGUACUAUGUCUCUUCUUCUGUUCUCCUGAAUAAUAUUAGCUUAUAAUAUAAACACAUAUUAUAGAUGUAGUUUCAUCAUUAGGGCAAUAACACGACAUGUGAGCUGUUUGUGUGCGUUUGAGUCACAGCAGGUUGCUCCUCGGCCAGCCUGUCCGCUUGGAAAGUCAGGACUUCAAUGUGCCUUAGGAAAGCAAGGUGAUGCAGGAAAAUAAACACCAGCUAUAUGGUGUUUAAGUUCUCUUUUUUUGUUUUGUUUUGGGGUGUAGGGAGGGAGUUUGGCCAAAUUUGAACCCUUAUACUGCAGACAGACAGGCUGCAGCCCUCCCUCAAAUCACACUUCACUUCAGUUGAAGUACUGUUUAUUUUACAUAAACAACACCCUUAAUUUCAUAUUCCCCCAUGUGAUUCCUCAGUGAUUUGCAGUGAUAAAAAAACAGAGGAAUACAUUUGUUUACUGUUUGGAAAAAUACAGCAUAUAUACUGCAGGGGAAAUGGGGAAACCAUUGAUUUAAUUUUGAAUGUUUUAUUCUAGAGCGAUAUAGACUUCUGUAUGCUAUUAAUUGAGGUUUUGAUAAUUGCUCAGUGGUAGGAUUCAUUUAUAAAAUAAAAUAAAUAUAAAAACACAAAAAUCACCAGUACAUGUUACAGCUAGUUAAACAGCAGAGAUAAUAUGAACACACAUACCAGCAGCAGUUGCAUCUGUGCAAUAUUUGGUUGGAUGAAAACUAAAGAUCUGUGCCGCCAGCUGGACAUUUUUAGUCACUUGCUUCUUUCUUUCUUUUUUGCACUUGUAUGAGAAGAGCUCGGUAAUGUAUUGUGGAUAUAAAAAAUGCACGUUUAAGCCUAAAACCAAAUGAUUUGCUGUAUGAAAGCAAACUAGCAGCCUCCUCCUCCUGAACUGCGUCCUAUAGCCAAGCUUCUCUUCCAGGUUCAUCUCACUGAUCUACAGUAUUUUUAAGCUUCUGUUCUGAUUGUGUAUUUCAUUUUUUAUCCCAACGUAGUUAAUGAAUAAAUCUCGGCUGAGUCUCUAAUAGUGGGAUCUUUGAGAAGGAGCUCUAUAUUCAGACAGUCUUCUUAACAGGAUAGUUGGGGAAUGAAACCUUUUCGUCUGUUCUGUAUUUAUUGUAAUAUUCACAUGAACACUAUCCGAAAUAUAGAUUAAUUUGAUGUUUAAAUGCAAUGGCAUUUAUAUCAUACUGUAUGUUUAUAAAUAAAAUGUUAUAAAUUAAAA